AUGGAAGGGUGUAAGCUUCAUGACAUGGGAGUUAGUGGCCCACAGUUUACUUGGAGAGGAGGAAUGUACCAUGGUGGUCAACGAAUAUAUGAAAGGCUGGACAGAGUUAUAGGAAAUGAAGAUUGGAAGUUUAUGUUCCCCGAUAGUUAUAUCAAAGUUCUUACUAGAGUGAGCUUUAGUGAUCACCAUCCUAUAAUGCUUGCACUAUCAAAUACAUUCCAGGUUGAUAGAGGUAGACAGUUUCGUUUUGAGAGUGCGUGGUUGGUGGAUCAUAAUUAUGAUAGUCGAGUUAAAGGAUUUUGGAGAAAUGGUGAUGAUAUAAUUUCAAAUCUUAAAAGAAUUCAAUGUGAUGUCCAGGAGUGGAAAUUGUGGAAUGUUAACCAUGUGCAAAAUACAAAGAAGAGGUUGAUGGCCAGGCUGAAUGGUAUUCAAGAAAGAAUGCAGAAGAGACAUGAUGUGCAAGGGGAUGAUACAGUUAGAAAAAAAGCUACAUGCAGAACUGAAUAUCAUAUUAAAACAGGAAGAGCUUAUGUGGUUUCAGAGAUCGAGGGCUAA
Messenger RNA from Vicia villosa (hairy vetch), 555 nucleotides. RefSeq lists its product as uncharacterized. NCBI's taxonomy places the organism in Eukaryota, Viridiplantae, Streptophyta, Magnoliopsida, Fabales, Fabaceae. The transcript has a single exon. Bases 1 to 555 code for a protein of 184 amino acids. The record is from RefSeq and is a predicted model, not a curated record.